This is a messenger RNA of Malaya genurostris, 4376 nucleotides long. RefSeq lists its product as uncharacterized. Bases 107 to 4360 code for a protein of 1417 amino acids. The transcript is spliced from 8 exons. The record is from RefSeq and is a predicted model, not a curated record. NCBI's taxonomy places the organism in Eukaryota, Metazoa, Arthropoda, Insecta, Diptera, Culicidae.
UGAACAUCGCUGAUCGCACGUGAGUUUGUUGGAAGAUUCGGUAAUGUUUUAAUUGAUUGUUUUCAUUACAUUUGGGAUUUAUAAUCACUUAAAAUAUAAUUCAGUAAUGUCUAUGAAAGAAGAAAUCAUGAAGCGCCUGGAAGGGAAUAGCCAGGACUUUGCUUCCGGUCUAGAAUAUGGAAUAAAGCUAUGGAAAUCUAGUAGUUUUUAUUACAUGUCCAAGUACGAAGUAGUUUUUGAAUUUUUUCUCAGUGGUAUCAGGCAACAUUCAAAUGAUUUGGCAAAUCUUAGUCGAGAAGAGUUCGAUCAGAAAUGGCAGAUUGUGAACGAAUUUCUGAUGUUACCUUGUCCGUCGAAUGCACUUCCACCAGGUAUAAUUCCUAAGCUGAUGAAAGUUUUUUCUAGUAUUGCUAACAAGAAGCAGCCAAUUGAGUCUAAAGUUCUACUAGAGAGUUAUCUAACGGUAACAAUUAACAUCAAGUAUAAGAAUUUUUACAAAUUUGACUACUUGAGUUACGGGAAAGUUUUGCAGAUAACACUUGAUUACUAUACAAUCUAUCUGGAAAAAUUCCACGAAAAAGUUGAGGAAAAACAAACAAUCCAAAGAAUUUUUGAUGAUAUUAGAAUCUACAUCAAAUCCGCUGGAGGCAAUGAUAAAUGGAAGCAAGCGUUCACUCUUUUGCUGCCAAGUUUGUGUAAAGUUAUUCUUCGUUUAAAAAGCUAUGAUUUGGAUUGCCAGGAAGAUCUUUUGGAUCUAUUGAAACUAGUUUAUUUCCAAGAUGGAAAAGGUUCGCAGUACAACAGAGUGGUGGAUGAUUCCAGGAGACAUCUUUUCAUGAAUUAUUUCGAAACAAGCAAGCUUGCUAAUCACACACUCGCCUUACUUGUUGAAGGAUACUUGAAAGCCUAUCGAGAGACAAAACUGGACAUUUUACUUUUCCUUAAAUAUAUUUUGCUGUAUGUAUUCGUUGAACCAGAAAGAUCAAUCGUGCCCGAUAUUCGUCAAAUUUUUGUGUUGACAAAUUACGUUUUCUAUUUGUUGAAAAAAUACUUCAUCAAGGUAGACCAACAACUAGUACAAGACUUCGAUUUUUCAGCAAUCUUAACUGUGAAGCUGAAAGCGUUUCUCGAAAGAUACGAAUCGUCCGAACUUUGCAUGAAGGAUUUAUUUGCGUUGAUUUGUCGGAUAAAUGAAUAUAACCCGUUGCUUCUGGAAUCUAGUAUAAUUGACAUUUUACUAAAAACUAUGUUUAUUAAAAAGGGACCGGAAGCAUUGGCGACAUUUCAAGCUGUUAUUGUUUCUACAAUCGAGUCAUAUGUCAAGUUGAACAGAAGUGAACAUUUCCGCGAAGAGCUUUUUCAAAAACUAGAUGAGUACCUGGAUGACCGUGACUUAGGCAAACAACUUGAACAAUUGAGAAACCCAACAAAAAAGAGAAAAUCUGAACUAGUUUCAGAAUCCCAAGAAAAACGAAUAAUACUUGAUAAUGGCAAAACAGUUGAACUAGUUCGGUUAAGCGAUGAUUACUAUUUCGAUUUACUAUUGCCCUGUCAAACAGGAAGUUCGGUCGAAGUUAUUCGCCAGAGUAUGCAAGGCCAAUGGAAAUCGCUGUUGUUCGCAUGGCCAGACACCAAUGGCGUUUUAAGUCAAGCCAUGUUAAAUUAUGUAAAAGGACUUUUGACAAAACGGAGUUUCACUUACUGGCGUAAAUUGCAAGAGUAUUUGACCGACAUACUUGAUUCUAUCGAAAAAGAACAAAGUGCGACGGAACUGUUCAAGCUAGAGUUUACUGCUUGUUGGCUUUGUUAUUUUUUCGCUGGCAAUACUCUCGUAGAGCAAACGAAUUUAUUCUGGGAGAAGCUAAAUCGACAAAUCAAGGAGUUUGACCAGUUGAUGUGUGAUUAUGGAAAGUUGCUGAUCGAUGGAAAAAUUGACGAUUCUCGUUUUAUUGGACCGUUUUUGAAAAUAGCCUAUUUCUAUUGUAACUAUCGCCUACUAGUUCAUUACUACCGACCAGACUCGAUUGAAAGUAGCGAAAUUGGUUUAAUUAAUCAAUUUCUCGAAGUUGAUGAGUGGAAGCAGUUGGAGCAGAAGGUGCCUUUAAGCGAGCGUACAUUUCUGAACCGAAUUCAUUUGCAAAGAAUUAGAAUAUUACAACUGGAUAGUGCCACGAAAAUAUGUGAAACAGGAACUAUCGAAGAGCUGACUGAGAAGAUUCUAACACCAAUGAGAUUUGAUCAACUGAGUUGGUUGUUACAGGAUAGAGCAUCAAUUGUGUGGUUUUUGCAACAAAUUAGUUUAGAGCAAAAAACCCUUAUUGUCGAGCAGCUAUUGAAUAAUUCCUGUUUCGAAGAAUUAAAACAUAUCAUAGAUCAACUAGGAGACGAUAUCGCACUGAUGGAAGUAAUUUUGAUUGUUGUUUAUAAACACAUAGUGAAAACCGUUCUCGAAACAUGCAAUGAUUCAGUAGCUAAGCAUCUAUUGUUUGAAGAAAACUACGAAUUUGAUGAAGAAAAAACGAUGAACCGAAUUAAAAAACUGUUGGGCAAACGAGCAGUUGAACAAAACGCAGUAGUGGUCAUCGAUGAUCACCAACAGCUGUUGAAUUUCAUGAAAAUCUUAGAUUCAAUCAGAAUAGAUGAAAUUUCUUUGGAUAGAAAAGCGAUUGUUGUUGGAAUCAACAUAUUGAUAUUUGCUGAUUUACACAACUGCGAAAAACGUGAUAUAGUUGAUCUUCAGAUACAUGUUCUUAGAAAACAAUUAACCUUCGGAACCGUACCAAAUUUACUAAAGUUUCUCGACAUGCAGACUCUUUUCACAAUUUUUGGCCAAUCAUCACCGUUAGUUAUUACGCUGCUCCGACAAACGGCGAUAUUUGUUACCGAAGAAGCAUUCGAAAGUUUCAAUUCUAUCCUGGAAAACUUUUUGCAAGAGCCAAGUGCACAAUUUCAGUUGGCUCUACUGGUCUUUAAUUUUCUUCAGAAGAAUAAUGCCAAUUGGAAAAAGUUGAUUUCAUCUGAUCAGCUAAACGAAUUACUAUCGAAGUACGUUUGCGCUAUUGAUAAUUAUCUCGCUGGAAUUGCAAUAAAAAAACUACGAAAAUCAGAUUUGCAUAGUUUUAACGCGUGCCUUAGGGGAUGUUCUCUUAUUAUGCACUAUAAAGCAAUCAAGAAACAAAAACUAACCGACGAACAACGGGAAACGGUUUUAUGUUAUUUAGAUCAAUCGCUAAAAAUCGACAAUCAAUCUUCAGCUAGUCUCUUAACUAAUGCUCUUCAGCACAUGGAUUACUUGAAACUUGAUCCAGAACUAAUCCAGCAGAUUGUUGAAAAUCGUUGGUAUAGUUUUCUGUCGCAGAAACGAAAUGAAGUCACGAAAUGUCCGCAGGAUUCCAACUCAAGAACUAACGACGAUUGUGAUGCUGAUGAUAGACUGCAAUCGCAACAAGUAAAAAUCUUCACUACCUUUCUGACGCAUCAUGAUACGGCUGAUCGAUUCACAAAGCGACUAGAUGAGUUGAAAAUGGGAGCAAACGUUGACAGGAGCUUCGCGAUUAAUAUGUAUGUUUUGAGAGUGUAUGCCACUUUUGCAAAACACGCAUUUGCUUCGGGGGUUUCCCAGGAUAUGGAAAAAGUGUUUGUGAGAUCUUUUGGAAACAUUGUUACCAACGAAUUGCUGCCACUUUGCAUUUCAAAAACGUUUCUUGAAUAUCACAGCUUCAUAGAAGAGAUUCUUAAAUGCUUCUCGGUGAUCUUUGCGAAUCCGAAGUUAACGUUAGUGUCAUCCAUUAUGGACAACAUCGUGGAAUUUCUCGGAAGUAUAAACAUUAAAAAGUACAGUGUAAUAGAUGGUGAUGAAAAAAACUUUUAUCAGAUCCAUCGCUUGGUAAGUGAUGUGCUAUACUUGCUGAUGAUCACAAGACCAAAUUAUGUGAUAAAUCGAUUGCCGCACUAUUUUUGGGUGUUUAACCAGCUCAUAGCUGCUGUUAUAUGUUAUAAAGAAGAUCGCCCAGCAGACCGACCACUGAACAGCUUCGAAAUACUUACGCUAGCAGAUCUUUUAUUGCCACUGGAGAAGAUCAUGUCGCUUGCUGGUAAGAAGGUUGAAACGGAUGUUCGUAUACUGGCUCCAUAUAUUCUAAUGCAAAUUAUCAGUUUCAUUGUGCAAAGUAAACGUACGACAACGAUACAUGAGAAGAUUUCGCGAACUGUGCACAAUAUUUGUUAUGAGCUUAUUGCACUGUAUGACAAACAUUCUUCUGGAUACAUUUUGCGAACGAGCGAUGAAGCAUCGAAGAACGUGUACACCGACAUUGUGAAAGGGUUCCGAAAGUAUCGAUCGUUUAAAGGCAAAAUAUAGAGAAAUACACGGUAUC